UCCAAUCAGCCUAUGUUUUACUCUGCACAUUUUUUAACAUUUCAUAUGCUAAAUUAAUUAAUUAUACUAAUUACAAUAUUUUAAUAGCAACUUUUAUUUAAGUCAGACAACGUGCCAGAGUAUAUAUGUAAUGGUGUUUUAGAUAGAUGUUUAUAUUUAGAUAAUAUUUUGCCUAAAAAAGUUUCUGCUAAAGAAAAAUAUGGGAAUAUUAUGGACGUUAAUCUUGGCACUAGGAGUACAUCAUUCGUCGGCAAUGGAACGCCAUUACUAUAUAGUAGCGAAAGAGGUGGACUGGGAUUAUGCGCCGUCGGGACGGAAUCUUGUUUCGGCGGACAGCGAGGAGUCCCGAGAGCUCAUAGAGCGCCGGACAAAUAGAAUAGGCAGCAUCUACAAGAAGGCAAUAUACCGGGGAUAUACAGAUGAAACGUUCUCACAACCAAUUCCAGUUCCUGAAUGGGCGGGGCUUCUUGGACCACCCAUUAAAGCUGAGGUGGGAGAUGUUGUGUUCAUUCAUUUCCAAAACUGGGCUUCUGGGAGCAACUUUAGUAUUCACCCUCAUGGUUUCCUUUAUAAUAAAGCUAACGAAGGUGCUCUUUACAUCGAUGGGACAAGCGGAAGUGAUAAAUAUGGCGACGCUGUGCCACCAGGUGGGAGUGUAACGUAUGUCUGGUUUGCUGAUAAGAUUCACGCGCCAACUCCUCAAGAUGACAAUUGUGUUGCAUGGGGCUAUCAUUCUCACACACGGUCACCUAAAGACAUUGACACAGGCUUAAUAGGCAUAGCUGUAUUUUGUAGGAAAGGAAUUCUUGAUCGUUAUGGAAAUCGUUUGGACGUAGAUAAGGAACUUUAUCUAUACCCAGACAUAGCCAAUGAAAACAACAAUUGGUAUUUCGACCAGAAUUUACGCCGAUGUGGCGAUCCAAGGGAGUGUUGGCGUCUGAAGGAAACGGAAAAUACUAAAUUUGUUGAGAGCAACAGGAUGCACCACAUCAAUGGAUUCAUCUACGGUAAUUUACCGGAUUUUCCCGUUUGCGAAGGAGAAAGUGUUGUAUGGUAUUUUGCAUCCUUGAACCUUGGAGUGCAUACAAUACAUGCGAACGGACAGACAAUGAUUAUAGAAAAGAAACGGUGUUCUCUCAGCAGAGGAAAAUUUACACUAUUUAAUGUUAGAGCAAGAGAAAAAUGUGACCAUUAUAAGCAGAUUUUAUUGCCCUUUUUCAGAGGUGGUCUGACAAAUAUGAUAUUUGUUAGAAAGUUUGAAGGGAUUAAGUGGGGAGCAGAUAAAUUCUUGCGACGAGGAAGACAACGCAUUGGCUCAGUUUACAAGAAAGCAGUUUAUCGGGAAUACACUGAUGCAACGUUUACUAUGCCGUCACCACGUGGAAGACGAGAAAUACACUAUGGUCUUGCUGGCCCUCCAGUUAAAGCGGAAGUCGGAGAAAGAGUUAUCAUUGUCGUAAGCAACAGGGCAUCAAGGCCGUACUCAUUUCUGGCCAAUGGUGUUUCUAUAACAAAGGCCAACGAAGGAGCUUUCUACAAAAAUAAUCGCUAUGACGAUCGAGAAUCCGGUUUUGUAGUUCGCCCAGGCAGCGUCAGGGUAUAUGAAUUUGAUGUAACAACGUUAGUUGCGCCGACGCCAUUAAACACAGACUGCAUUACUUAUAUGUAUCAUUCCGCCGUAGACCUGAGGAGAGACAUUUAUACCGGACUAUUUGGCCCACUUCUAGUCUGUAAACCAGGAACUUUUUCAUCAAAAGGAAAACAGUUUGGUAUGGAUCGGGAGUUCUUUUUGAACUGGAUGGUUAUAGAUGAGAACCUGUCCUGGUAUAUUGACGAGAAUAUCAACGCUUUCACUGGUGAACCAUGGACAGUUAACAAAGAGGACGGUCAGUUUAAACUGUCAAAUGAAAUGAAAGCGAUAAACGGACGCUCUUUUGGGACACUUCGCGGGCUAAACAUGUGUCUAGGCGACCAUGUUUCAUGGCAUAUGUAUGGUCUAGGACAAAGGUACGAUCACCACCAUUUUAGUUUUGAGGGCAAUAACUUCCUACAUGAUGGCCGAAAGCUGGACACAACUUCUGUGAUGCCGGGAAUUGGACAUACUGUGGUAAUGAUUCCAGAUCAGGCAGGACGUCUGUUGCUACGCACCGGCCAGCUUGGCCAUGAAUCGGAGGGAUUAUUUGCUUGGUAUGACGUCAAUGUCUGUACAGGCAAACAUCCAGCUAUUCUUUCCCCUCGUUUCGUGCCGAUGGUAAAUGGAGUGAUACGGCGGUAUUAUAUCGGUGUCAUUGAGGGUGACUGGGAGUACUGCCCGGAGAAAAUAGAUCCAGUAAAUGGAGAAAGUCUUUUAAAUCCUGACAAGGUACCAUAUAGGUAUGUCCGAGAUGAUCCGAUGUUCGUCGGCAGUGUUUACUACAAGGCUAUCUACAGAGAAUUCACCGACGAAACUUUCUUCCAUAUAAAACCAAGAAGAGCUGAUGAAAAACAUCUUGGUAUCUUAGGACCAUUUAUCCGUGGCAACGCUGGAGAUACCAUUGAAAUAGUGUUUAGGAAUUUUGCUUCUUUUCCCUACAAUAUCGUGCCACGGAAUGUUGUAUUUAAAGAUGGUUCACCAAUAACGUCAGCUUUACCAACAAUGCCAGGACAAAUCCGAAUAUACCGUUACUAUAUUCCAGAAAGAUCCGGCCCUCUUCCAGGUCAGCCGAACUGUUUUGGGUCCAUGUACGCAUCUAGGGUUACUCCAAUGAACGAUACAUACAGCGGAUUGUUUGGGCCCUUUGUUAUUUGUAAACCUGGCGUCCUUGACCUUUAUGGGAGAAGAACGGACGAAGUCACAAAAGAGUUCGCUACUGCUUUCGUCAUCGUGGACGAAAAUAAAAGUAACUAUCGCGACUUCAAUUUUGCGACACGUGCCCCUGCACGACAGAAUACUUCAAACAUUGAAUUUGUUCGGAGCAACAAUUAUAAUACCAUAAAUGGAUUAAUUUACGGGAAUUUGAAAGGGCUGAUUUUUAACGAAGGGGAAAGGUCAGCAUGGUAUAUUUUUGGCAUGGGUUCAAUUUUUGGUAUCCAUACAGUUCAUUUCCAUGGACAGCUUUAUGUGCGGACAGCUUCGUUAACGUUGAAACGAGAUGUCCUAGAAAUUUUCUCUGGAACUUACGAGACUGUAGAAAUGUUGGGGUAUAAUCCGGGUACUUGGCUGUAUCACUGUCAUUUAAGUUUGCACACAACUAACGGUAUGAAAACAACAUACACAGUUUUACCAAGACAACAUAUACGAGGGUUUGAGAAAAUCGGAUUGAAUGAAAAGGGAAGGAAGAAAAUACGUAGAGGAAAUGUUCAGCUGCCCCAAACCACUCCUAGCUUUAUAUACAUAACAGUCUUGUUGUCUGGAGAUAAUGACAGUGUGAAACAGUAUAGGGGUCAGGUCAAGUCAAGCGAACCUAUGGCUUCCAAGGAUAAAUUGUUGGACAGCUGUGAAGAUUUGUCUGUUGUCAGUAUCAGACAGAGAAGUAUCACCAUAAAUGUAGUUGACAUUGGCAGUGAGAUCAGCUUGUUUGCUGAUGAUACUAGCCUUUAUAUUAUUGUUGACCAACCUGAACAGGCAACUCAGUUACUACAGACGGACAUCCAGAAAAUAUCCAGAUGGGCCGAUACAUGGUUAGUACAGUUCAACCCUGCAAAAUCUGAAUCUUUACUGUUUUCUCGCAAAGCAAAUCAACAUUUACACCUACCCCUCUUUAUGGCAGGACUCCAGAUUCCUGAGGUUUCCUAUCACCAACAUCUUGGUGUCACUCUGUCAAACGAUUGUAAAUGGCAUCAUCAUAUCAACUACAUAACAUGCAAGGCUUGGAAAAGGGUUCAUGUUAUGCGCAAGCUGAAAAUGGUCUUAGAUCGAAGAUCUCUUGAAACGAUAUACCUUUCCUUUAUACGACCGAUUUUGGAGUAUGCAGAUGUAAUCUGGAACAACUGCACAGGAUAUGAAAAGGAACAACUUGACAAAAUUGAAAAUGAGUGUGCCAGAAUCGUAACUGGAGCCACAAAGCUAAUGCCAUAUGUAGGCAUUCUUCUUAUACCUGCCCGUUAUGGCAGUGAGAGUGAGGUGCUAUACCGUACUGAGGGCUGCCAGCAGAUUUGUAUCAAAGACAACUCAUAUGCGGCAGCGUUAUAUUAA
This is a messenger RNA of Mercenaria mercenaria, 4174 nucleotides long. RefSeq names its product ferroxidase HEPHL1-like. NCBI's taxonomy places the organism in Eukaryota, Metazoa, Mollusca, Bivalvia, Venerida, Veneridae. Gene Ontology annotation, cellular component: plasma membrane. Gene Ontology annotation, biological process: iron ion transport. The transcript has 17 exons. The record is from RefSeq and is a predicted model, not a curated record. The coding region runs from base 200 to 4174 and encodes 1324 amino acids. Gene Ontology annotation, molecular function: copper ion binding; oxidoreductase activity.